AUGGCUGCUGCCGCGGAGGCAGCCGUCGCAAGCAGCAGCAAACCCGGAGGUAGCAGCGGUGCGGAACCCGCGAAUCUCUCCGGAAAACCCGGCCGGACGGACCGCGAUCGCGAUCGCGUGUACGACAUUCCCUGGGUUGAGAAGUACCGGCCGCAGCGCGUGGAAGACAUAGUGGGCAACGAAGACGCGGUUUCGAGACUCUGCGUGAUCGCUCGCGAUGGCAACAUGCCGAAUCUCAUCUUCGCAGGCCCUCCAGGCACGGGCAAGACAACGAGCGUGCUCGCCCUAGCACACGCACUGCUGGGUCCCAGCUACCGUGAUGCUGUUUUGGAGCUGAACGCGUCGGACGAUCGAGGGAUUGACGUGGUUCGCAACAAGAUCAAGAUGUUCGCCCAGAAGAAAGUCACCCUGCCGCCCGGGCGGCACAAGAUCAUCCUAUUGGACGAAGCGGACAGCAUGACAGCAGGGGCGCAGCAGGCACUGAGACGAACCAUGGAGAUCUACUCUUCCACCACUCGCUUCGCCCUCGCCUGCAAUGUGUCCUCCAAGAUCAUCGAGCCCAUUCAGAGCCGCUGCGCCGUCGUGAGAUUCUCCCGCCUCACAGACGCCCAAGUGUUAGCCCGACUAAUGCUGGUUGUUCAAGAAGAGAAGGUGGCGUACGUUCCAGAGGGGUUGGAAGCGAUUGUAUUCACAGCAGAUGGCGACAUGAGGCAGGGGCUGAACAACCUGCAGGCCACUGCCACUGGCUUCGGUUUAGUCAACGCCGAUAAUGUGUUCCGGGUGUGCGACCAGCCUCACCCACUGAAAGUAGCAGCAACAGUGAAGGCGUGUCUAUCCGGUGACAUUGACACUGCAUGCGAGGGCAUCCGGAGCCUCUUUGCCCUGGGCUACGCUGCUUCUGACAUCAUCACCACGCUCUUCAGAAUAGUCAAGAACUACGACAUGCCAGAAUUCUUAAAACUUGAGUUUAUCAGGGAGAUUGGGUUCUGUCACAUGCGGAUAGCAGAUGGAGUGGGGUCGGUGCUACAACUGUCGGGCUUGAUGGCCAAGCUGUGCAAAACAGCCAGAAACGCUGCUCCCAAGUAG
Closterium sp. Yama58-4 is the source of this 1086-nucleotide messenger RNA. Lineage: Eukaryota; Viridiplantae; Streptophyta; Zygnematophyceae; Desmidiales; Closteriaceae. The record is from the annotation of a GenBank genome assembly.